CGCCGCUGCCCUGACGCAGGCCGGCUCGUCCGUUUUGUGGUGGGCUCUCCCAGGGAAGGCUUCCACAUUGGCAAGCGGGUCCCCUCCGCUCCGUGCGGCCGCCAUGGAUCUGACGUUAAGCCGGGCAGACUAUCUCCAGGUCGGAGUGACCUCUCAGAAGACUAUGAAGUUGCUUCCUACCUCAAGACAAAGGGCUACACAAAAGGUGGUUCUUGGAGAUCAAGAUGGAGUAGUGAUAUGCUUCGGCAUGAAGAAAGGAGAGGCUGUGUCAGUGUUCAAGACUUUACCAGGGCAGAAGAUCUCAAGGCUGGAGCUAGGAGGGGCUGUUAGCACGCCUCAGGAGAAAAUCUUCAUUGCUGCCGGGUCCGAGAUUAGAGGCUUUACCAAGAGAGGGAAACAAUUUCUCUCUUUUGAAACUAACCUCACGGAAAGCAUUAAAGCUAUGUAUAUCUCUGGCUCUGACCUCUUCCUCAGUGCAAGCUACAUCUAUAAUCACUACUGUGAUUGCAAAGACCAAAAUUAUUACCUUUCUGGAGACAAAAUCAAUGAUGUCAUCUGCCUUCCAGUGGAAAGGUUAUCUCGCAUGACACCAGUGUUGGCCUGCCAGGACCGGGUGCUCCGAGUCUUACAGGGAUCUGAUGUGAUGUAUGAAAUUGAGGUUCCUGGUCCACCCACCGUCUUAGCACUGCAAAAUGGAGAUGGAGGUGACUCUGGAGAAGGUCUUCUGUUCGGCACAUCAGAUGGAAGACUCGGGCUUAUUCAGAUCACAGCAUCCAAACCAAUACACAAAUGGGAAAUUCGAAAUGACAAAAAGCGGGGAGGUAUCUUGUGUGUUGACAGCUUUGAUAUCAUGGGUGACGGGGUUAAAGAUCUACUUGUUGGGAGAGAUGAUGGAAUGGUGGAAGUGUAUAGUUUUGAAAAUGCAAAUGAGCCUGUGCUACGGUUUGAUCAGAUGCUGUCUGAAAGUGUCACAUCGAUCCAGGGUGGCUGUGUAGGAAAAGAUGGUUAUGAUGAAAUCGUGCUGGCCACAUAUUCAGGCUGGGUGACAGGGCUGACCACAGAGCCCACUCAUAAGGAAAGUGGACCAGGAGAAGAACUAAAACUUAAUCAGGAAAUGCAGAAUAAGAUUUCUUCUUUAAGGACUGAAUUAGAACACCUGCAGUUUAAGGUGCUUCAGGAGAGAGAAAAUUACCAACAGUCUUCACAAUCAAGUCAAGCAAAGUCAGCAGUCCCUUCAUUCAGUAUAAAUGACAAGUUCACAUUGAAUAAAGAAGAUGCUAGCUACAGCCUUGUCUUGGAGGUGCGGACUGCAAUAGAUAAUGUCUUAAUACAGAGUGAUGUUCCAAUAGAUCUGCUUGAUGUGGAUAAGAACUCUGCUGUCGUGAGCUUCAGCAGCUGUGACACAGAGUCAAAUGACAACUUUCUUCUUGCUACUUAUCGGUGCCAGGCCAAUACCACCAGGCUGGAGCUCAAGAUUCGUUCAAUUGAAGGCCAGUAUGGCACACUCCAGGCAUAUGUGACUCCAAGAAUCCAACCAAAAACCUGUCAGGUUCGCCAAUACCACAUCAAACCUCUAUCACUUCAUCAAAGAACUCACUUUAUUGACCAUGACAGGCCCAUGAACACACUGACUCUAACAGGCCAGUUCAGCUUUGCUGAAGUUCACUCCUGGGUGGUGUUCUGCCUGCCUGAAGUUCCUGAAAAGCCUCCAGCAGGGGAAUGUGCAACAUUUUACUUUCAGAAUACCUUUCUGGAUACACAACUUGAGUGUGUAUACAGGAAAGGAGAAGGAGUUUUUAAAUCUGACAACAUUUCUACAAUAUCCAUCCUAAAAGAUGUGCUAUCUAAAGAAGCUACAAAAAGGAAAAUUAAUCUCAACAUAUCAUACGAGAUAAAUGAAGUGUCUGUCAAGCAUACUUUAAAGCUAAUUCACCCGAAGCUGGAGUAUCAGCUGCUUCUGGCUAAGAAAGUGCAGUUAAUUGAUGCCUUGAAGGAAUUGCAGGUUCAUGAGGGAAAUACAGACUUUCUGAUUCCAGAGUAUCGCUGCAUUCUAGAAGAGGCGGAUCAUCUACAAGAGGAAUACAAAAAGCAGCCUGCACAUCUUGAAAGACUCUAUGGUAUGAUUACUGAUCUUUUCAUAGAUAAAUUUAAGUUCAAAGGCACUAAUGUAAAAACCAAAGUACCGGUACUCCUGGAGAUCCUCGACAGCUAUGACCAGAACACACUCCUUUCUUUCUUUGAUGCAGCAUGAAAGAUAACCAAGGAUCCUCCUGCAGUCUGAAAUAGUUGGCUUAGUGUUGUAGACUGUAGCCAGAGAAGCAAGCAGAGCCUGAUCAGACCUGAGGAACCACAUAUAAUCACAAGAAUGAUGGCUUCUAAGAUUCCCCCUACUAGUAUCCAUGAAACUCCUUUUUAUUGUAUACAUGAGAGGGAAAAGAAGAUCUUUUAGUCAUUCAUUUCAGGGGAAUAUUGCAUUGAAAGUUUUAGAAUACUAUAAAAAUAAGAGAAAAUAAGCUGUCUUUUGUUUUCAAAGGGUAGUUAUGAAAGCAAUAAUUACAUUUUAUUAUGUUUUAUGUUUGAUUCUUAACUAUUAAAUGUGAAUAUUUAAGAUAAUAUACUUGUGGGGGCUGGUGAG
Messenger RNA from Mus pahari (shrew mouse), 2635 nucleotides. RefSeq names its product Bardet-Biedl syndrome 7 (gene Bbs7). The transcript is spliced from 20 exons. Gene Ontology annotation, biological process: non-motile cilium assembly; intracellular transport; intracellular protein localization. The coding region runs from base 104 to 2251 and encodes 715 amino acids. NCBI's taxonomy places the organism in Eukaryota, Metazoa, Chordata, Mammalia, Rodentia, Muridae. The record is from RefSeq and is a predicted model, not a curated record. Gene Ontology annotation, molecular function: protein binding. Gene Ontology annotation, cellular component: membrane; axoneme; neuron projection.